Amoebophrya sp. A25 is the source of this 8698-nucleotide messenger RNA. The record is from the annotation of a GenBank genome assembly. Lineage: Eukaryota; Dinophyceae; Syndiniales; Amoebophryaceae.
CCAGUAGAAAGUUUACAUCAUACACAUCAGCUGGCGCGGCUUUUUUUUGUGCCAAGCUUGCCGGUGUCAAAUAGCCUCGACAUCAAGCUCUGUGUACCUACUUUUGAUAUUUUUCCACCCACCCACCAUCCCACCUGGACGAUUCGACGAGAUGGAUCCGGCUAGUCCAGACGAGGCUCCAACCCUGCUCGAGAAGCAGGAUCAAGUUAAGGCUAGUUCUUCACUAUCCCGUGUGCGGAGUAUGCGGAUUCGUGGGCCCGUUCCCUCUCAAAUCUCACUAUUUGAAGGGGAAGACUUUGAGAGGGAGAAAGGAAGUCCAAGCGACAAUCUACUCAGACUUUGAGGGGGAGAAAGGAAGUCCAAGCGACCACGAGUAGUGAAAAACAAGCGUUAAUCAAGGAGUCGAAAAAAUCAAGAGUAUCGAAGUUCGAUCUGCAGUGGGAGGAUCUACGGCGUUAUCAAGACAACCGUCCGAACAUGUCAAGUUUCCGACUUACAUUAUGAUAAGUAACAAGUUUCCUUUGUCAACAUAUAAGCUAUAGCUAACCGGACCUAAGCUAUAGCUAACCGGACCUAACCUAAGCUAACCUAGCCUCACGAUGUGCAGGAUCCACAACCUAACUUAACCUAGCCUAGCCUAACAUUGUACUUCGCCGGCAGCAGUUACUAGUCACCGGCAGACAGUUGUUACAACUGUUCUUGCUUUGUUUAACCAUUGUAUAAAUAUACUUUGUUGUGUGAUAAGGUCGAUUGUGCUGUCGGGAAGAUAAACUAUAGUGAUAAGGCAUAUUUUACUCUGCUAUGCUGGGAUGAGGUAGAUGGAUGCGCUUUCCGGAAAAUGUUGUAGCUCGAAGGAGGUGUACUCCUUACUUUCUAGUACUUACAAGAAUAAGUGGUCUCCAAACCUUCGAAACGAAGGUAGGGCUUUGGGUAAGAGUUCAAAACAUCUGCCGCCGCCACUCGAGAACUACAUGGUUUCUUUCAUCCCCUCUUUUACUUGACGCUCCUUAUGAUUGCUUUUUCGAAUCUACUCUACAAUGAAUCUUCCGGAAUCCGUCGUUCGUGUAAAAUUAUUUUCUUGCUGUUUCUCUCUCUCUCUCCCUGUCCCUCUCCCUCUCUCUUCAUCUCCCACGAGCCCCAAGUGAAAUCGAAGAUGCGAAAGACCGGAUUUCCAGUCAAGUCCGAUUUCGCUGAGGACGAUCCGAAGAAACUCAUAGCCGACUACGACGAUUACGUCCACAAGACUGAACUAGCAAGGGGAGAAGAAGGUAAUUCCUUUUCAAAAGUAGUUUACGUUUAGUUUCUGAGUUGUUUAGAGUCGAUGGGGGGACAGGGUACUCCUGGUCAAAAGUAAGUAAGUACUUUACUAAAUGUUGGAGUUCGAGUAUCAUCCCACCGGUAGACUAGGGAUGCAAAUGAAUGAAUGGAGAUGGAAAAGAGAACAGAUGCCUCAUUGUUGACGUUGCAGAAAGGUGUCGUUGUUUCAUGUCAAUGUUUUUUUAGACAGGAGUUGGAAAUAAACAGUCUACAACCAUUCACUUUAUAUGGUAAACUAACCCGCCAUCAUCCAACCACUCACCAGCCUGUUUCUUCACAACCGGUCGAACCGGAGAGGGUCGACCAUUGUUAAUGGCUGAGCGUGGUCCAGCGGCUGUUGCUGGACAUCCUGUCUUGGAAUUUCUCGAACGAGCCGCUGAACAUGCGCCACGUCUGCCAGCGCUUAUUUAAGCCGUCGUGUAGAUGCUUACUAGAAUGAAUGGAUAACCAUGAUGUCCUGUCUAGUGUUACUUAGUUCCAUGUCCUCUCUAGUAAAAAUAGUGCUUGAGUAGACCGCACCUCUAAGUAACUUCCUGAUCUUCGCUAUAAUCCUGACUGUAUGCAGCUUAGGUCAAGAGUGCGAAUCAUAUUAAGAGACCUUCAAGAUAUGGUGAAGCUAGUGUCCAGCUCUAACUUAUGGUGGAACGGCCUUGUCCAGUACCUGGAAAAUUUGGAGAGGGUCCUAGUUUAGCCCUCAACGAAUGGAGCGUCUGGACAUGGAAAGAGUAUCGCGAUGACGUUCGCAGCUUGGCUUUGGCGAUUCUACCUUUGCUGAAACCUUUGGAUAUUAAGAUAUAUCUAACUAUAUUACUUAGAGGUGUGCUGCAAGUCUUGAUUGGCUUUCACGUUUUAGGUGAAGGUUGAGGUCCCGCGACGCUCAAAGCACUGUAAGGAAAACAACCGGUUAGCUUUCAAAACCUCACCAAGUCUAGGCUUAUCCCGUGCAACGAUGUUAAGCUAUCUAUGUCGACGUUGUGACGUUUUUACACAACUUACUACAACUGCCUCGGUUCGUUCCACGAGAGGCAUUUGUUGACUCAUCUCCGUCUGAGAGAAUCUCUAAUCGGAGCGUCCUCAUUUACGGUUUCAACAGUCCAGAGUGGGUCAUCUCGGCUCUAGCUGCGAGUUACUGUGGAGGCGUUUGGUGUGGCGUCUAUCCUACGGACUCUGCGGAACAAGUACAGUUUAAGAUGGACCACUCGGACUCUGCGGUUGUGUGCGUAGACAUGUCAGAAGGCGUGAAGUUAAGGCUACCGGCGCUUAAAAGGAAGUUGUAGUCCUUACAGUACAGUUGUAUAAUCACCCUUGGUUGGAGGUUCCUCUUUUUCUACAACUUGAAAAAGAAGUCGAGGAUGGGCUCCGGGAUGCGGCGCGGUAGCUCUAACAUAGAAGUUCAUGACAGUGUACGAAGGACUCGAAAAAGCGCCAAAUGUACGCCAAGUGUUAGUGUGGGGAUGCAGUGAAGAAGAGUUAUGGUUGGUUUCUUCAGGCAGGUUCCAUGUAUGUGAGACUAGGAAGCGGGAAUGAAUGAAGUUAGUAUGAGUUCAUGGUCUCGCUCGCAGACAAAAAAGAAGAGGCGCGCACUUUCGGAACUGGUACUACAUCAUGAUUUUACAGCUCCCUAAGAUAAAAUGGCGCUUCUAACCCUCGGCGGCGACCCCACCUUACCUAAGAUCCCACACCAAGAGUACGUGCGAGCGGACGGUACUCGUGUGGAGAUUAAGCCCUGGCGCAAGGCUCUGACCGCUGGCCGCGACAUCACGGACGACUCCAAGUUACUUGGCCGCAUCGCUGAUAUCAAACCCACACACUGUGCCUGUCUCGUUUACACCUCGGGAACGACGGGCUUCCCAAAGGGAGUCAUGAUCUCGCACGACAGCUUGUGCUAUCAAGGUAGUCACAGUUUUUGUUUCUUCCUAGACAUACUUGAUGUAGAGGUGAGUCUGUGCUGAAGAAGUGGUGAUCUUUCUCUAAAAAAAGGGUAGUUUCUGUCUCUGUUAGAGCUAAACCCACUUCUCUUGACACAAGCACAACAACUCCUGACUCCGUCUGCACAUUGACAUAUUCCUAAUGACAAAUAACAUUCCAUUUUCUUGAUCCUCCUCACCACAUCGUCCAACUCUAGUGGACCACUUACACAUUCACUUUACAACUUGCACAUGUGGUGCAAUGGUUAGUGUCCUGGACUAGGAAAAAUUAGAGACUAAGGGACCUCGUUUGCCGACCGUGGGUUCGAAUCCCAGGUCUGGUCAGAAAGGUAUCCCGAAACUAACACGUCUGCGACCUCUACACCGGAACCAAGAUCGCCCUGAAAGGCGGGGUCCGGCGUGCAAGCGCUAGAUACAGUUUUUUGUGAAUGUGACUUCUUCUUGUAGAUGCCGUCCGUCCUAGAUUAUUGUAGUUCGCCCUAGGUUCUUGAAGCCAACAAUAAAAAGGCGCCCUAAUAUUCUUUUGUUACUUCUUCUGUAGAUCGAAUGAAGAUGGUUCUUGAAGAUGUUGUACGAAACGAGACGGUUGUGCAUUCAUGUUCAACUCGAAAACAGCAAAACCUAAAAAAUUUCAGUUGAGAAUGGCUUAUCCGAGAAGUUUGGUUGGGCGCAGGAGAUCGGAAAGGACGGGGAAGAGCGUAUUGUGUCGUAUUUGCCUCUGAGCCACAUCGCAGGAACAAUCGUUGACAUUAUGACGCCGUUGGCUGUGACUGGGCGGUACUUGAUAGUGCUGUGAUGGUUGCUUGUUAACAUGCUUCAGAAGUUGAAGUGUCUACUAAAAAAUUUCGGUUGAAGAUGUUAUUCUUUGAGGAGGUGCGUGAUGAUUGUGAAUUACCAUAUAUAUCUCCCCCCGUAACAAAAUUAACGAAUGAGAUCCUCACCCUCAGGUGUUGUUUCGAUGAGGCAACAGGAUCGAUCCCAGGCUCUGCGUGCGUGUAUUUCGUGCGGCCCUACGAUAUGAAGCAGGGGACUCUGAAAUUCCGUAUUGCGACUGCGAAACCAACGGUUUUUAUGGGCGUCCCACGUGUCUACGAGAAAAUGAUGUCCGGAAUGCAGGCCAUGCUGCACAAGCUACCAGAACAAGGAUGCGUUGGAAAAUUGAAGUUCAAUUAUGGUCGGAUAGAAGACUUUUUGUGAAGAUUUUCACGAAACUGGAAAAGGUCGGAAUUUUCACGAAGCUGGAAAAGGUCGGAGGCUUGUUAUCGCGGAUAUCUCAAUAAAUUCAACUUAUACAACAGAGUGAAUGUAAUUUACUCUCCUUGUACGCUAGCAUACGCUACUCGUUGUAAGAGUGAUAGAACAGACUCCCUCUAACCCACAGCACUCCGCAAGGCUCAAAGAGCAGCUUUACAGACCGGCAAAUCCGUUGAAUUCGAAAACCUACAGAAACUCCAGGACCCCAGCCUAAAGAAAGACGCGUUGAAACCACACGGAUGGUCUUCGUUUUGGUUAUGAUGAAGGGUUUUCUUGUCAUUUGUCUCUCAGAAGUAGAACAAGUAUUGAGUAAAUACCCACAAUGGGUGUAUUUAGUAGAAAUUUAUAUAUAGAAUGUAGUAUAUAUAGCUUCAGAAGAAGCUUGCGUUCGGGGAGUGAAGAGGGUGUUCAUCUGCGUGGGGGAUAUAUAACCUACGCCUGCUGAGGCAAAAAUUCAUCUUUUUUAAAUAAGAUUUGAGGCACUCUCAACAGUUUCUUUGUUUUACUAACUCUAAUCAACAGUAAUUUCUGUACCCUAUAAAUAUAGAAUGUAGUACACCACGCGAAUAAUAUAUCCCGCACGCAGAUGGUUCUUCUGAAGCUACGUAAUGAUAUUUCCUGAACACUCAGAUGAGUUGUUGUCGUCCUCGUCCAUCUCCGAACUUGUCGUGGUCUUAAAGACACGCAGAUGAACACCCUCUUCACUCCCCGAACGCAAGCUCCUUCUGAAGCUACGUCGCAAGAUGGGUUUGGACCAGACAAAGAUGUUUAUGAGCGGCGCCGCCCCAUUGGCUCCAGCAGUCCAAGAAUUUUUUCUCGGUCUGGGCAUUCGUCUGGGAGACACCUACGGCAUGUCGGAAUCGUCAGGCACGACUGUGGUGUGCAAUCCAAGAUCAGGCUACGGUGGUCGCACGACGCUGGACGUAGCAGGAGUGAAGGGAGGAAAGAAUGUUAAGAUGACACAAUAGCUACAAUUAUGUGAUAGAUAAGAAUCGAGUCCUCUGAAAUCAUCGUGACGUCCUGGAUAUGAGUAUGACUAAGCCGAGGCGAGUUACCAAAUUUUAGUGACUCGAGCCACACGCAUUUAUUUUUAUCAAGUAUGCUCGUAAUAAGCUUUUAAUCACAGACUAUUCUCAUACUUUUUUGUGUUUUUGUUUCCUAGUUAGGCGUGCUUCACCGGUUUUAUUGAGUAUGCUCGUUGUAAUUGUAAGCGCAUCGACAUCAACAUCAUCACCAUCGUAGGUACAUCAAUCCAAAACUAGUACCCACCGAAGACUAGCAGAGAUCGGCUUCCCUCUAAGUUUCCAAAAACCGUGAUCAACGGUCAAGCCGCCAAGAUGGGCGCGGUUGGACGUCCUUUGCCUGGGGUUGAAGUGGCCUGUUUUCGUGAUGAAGUCGACUCAGAUGGACACGCUUCGUGGGUGCGUUGUCCUGUUGUGGACAGCUUGGAAAAUCCAGAUGCCGAAGGCCAGGGUGAGAUCUGCUACCGCGGUCGACACAUAAUGAUGGGCUAUUUUGCCAACCCACGUCUGGGAGAGGAACAUGUGGCUGAGAUCGCAGGAAAAAACAAGUGCACCAUCGAUUCAAAUGGGUGGUUGCACUCGGGAGAUAAGGUGAGAGAGUCCAAAUGUCUCAGUAACUUUUUAGAUAACUACUCAGUUAUGAAUGAUUUAUAAAUAUUUUCUUUUUCUUGUUGAUGUUGCAGAUGCAUGAAUCAAAUGGAAGACGAUGGAUUGCGCUGUUCAUACAAAGACACACCUUGAACAAGGGACAUCAUGCCAGUGUCUGUUUAACAGCUUUGCACCUACUACUGCUUUCUCACUCAGAUGUCCAGUAUAACCAAAUAUUACUGGAACAAUAUAUCCUCAGAUCAAUAUAUCCUCAGAUGACCAAGCGUAAUGAUCCUGGAACCAAAUACUACUGGAAUAUACUUACAUCAGGGUUGCAUGGACAAGAAUGGUUUCCUGAAGAUCACGGGACGUUACAAGGAACUGCUGAUUUCUGCGGGUGGAGAAAACAUCGCGCCAGUGCCGUUCGAACAGUCUCUGAAGGCCUUGGUGCCUGGAAUCAGCAACGUGGUCAUGAUCGGAGAUAAGCGGCCUUACAAUUAUGGCUAGAGCUUCUGAGCGCCAGAAACACUGAGUUGCGCUAGAAACACUGAGUAAGUUCUUGUGUUUUUCUAGAAAAACGAAAAUAGAAAGAGAGCUUGAAGAAGAAAAUGAAAGCAUCAACAAGCUUGAUCCGAUCAUAGCUUCGAACGUUUUAGCGCGGAGUUCCCUCCGUAGAUCUCUCUUAUUCAGUGCAGUCUUCAGUUUUUGGGAGGUACUUACACUCCUCGGCUGCAAUCAUCAGGUUUAGAGAAAGAACUCAGUAAGUAAACAAGAGGUCUUCACCUUCUGCGAAAAUAUCAUCAUACUCACCUUCUGCAGAAGCAACAAAAUUUUUUUCGAAUUUAUGAUCAACAAACCCGCAACACCUUUCAUUCUCCCGUCUGCCUUAUCACACUUUUGGUGACCGGUAACACUGGCGAGCUCCCGGGAACCGAGGAAUUGAUGGGUCCUGCUUUAGCAGUGAAUAAGAACUGUACUACAACCCGCCACGCGAUGGACGAUCCGAUUUGGAAAGAUGUCAUCCAGAAUGCCAUUAAUUAUGACAAGUCAAUUUUAGAAGUUUUGUUCUUUCUCGUGUCUGCUCCGGAUAGAACUAUCAAGAAUAUGACCGGUUGUUCGUUGUUGUACGUCACAGAAGUGCAAAAUACACCGAAGUUUAUUUUCUUUCUCUGCUACAAUCAUCAUCGUUGUAAAGCAUUCACAGCAUCUUCUCCUUAAAUUUCUCCACUUUCUUCUAAUUCCCAAAAGUGAACGCUGAUUCACUCGUCUGUGCCAAUAACGCCUGGAAAGUGCAGAAGUUUGCGAUUCUGCCUAGGGAUUUUAGUGUGACGACUGGAGAAUUCACGCCAACGAUGAAACUUCGUAGAGACGAAGUCGUUGAAAUCUGGAAAGAACCCAUUGAGAAAUUGUACUCGGCACAGGCGAGCCCCAGUCGCAGGAAGAGCAUCUUGGAGAGGAUCAUGCCGGGAAGUUCGUAAGUAGCUGCUGGAAGAACUAUUUUGAUACUGAUUUGGUUCUCGUGUGGUGUUCUUGUAGCUGUAGAUUUAUUAGGCAACUUGUAUUUGAUAAUUUAAGGUGAAGACAAACAAAGAGUUUACCUCUGUGUAAGUUUUGCUUCAAAAAUGGCCAGUAAGGGUCGAACCUGAAGUACAUGCCCAUGACCAAAGAAUACGAUGACAUUAGACGAAGGACACGAUGAAUAAAGCGUGGCCCUUAAAAAACUACGACUAGACAUUUCAAAUAUUCAAGACGAGUAGCACUAGGAAGAAAACUCGAAAUAGCCGCUCUCUGUCAAAGGCGAUGGCAUAAUCGCUCAAUGGUAGUUCAAGAUUCUGAAUAUCAGCUCUUGGUCACAUCAGGCAUGGAUUUUGUUACGAGUCGUACGAGUCAAUUUCUGAUCAUACUUCAACUCCGUAUUUACAGCGCAGUUUCUUUUACAUUUUGUUCUAACAUGCAAUGAAAAACGAAAAUAAAACUCAGUCAUUUUCCUAGGUAGCGCAAAGGAAGGGAAUAUAGUACCGACAGUAAACAAUCAAAGUUUAAGUUGUCUUUCUCAAAUUGCGUCACGUUACAAAAAUUGUAGUUAUAGCCUUUGCAGAGCAGUUCCAAGUAGUGAUGCUAUCGGAUAGUAGAAGUACAUCGAGAACUACACUUAGUAGUUUUGAAUACGGAGCAAGUUCAAGUCAUAUCUGAUGUAGUUAUGAGUCUUUUUCUCAAAAGGUUUAUCCUGCAUUUGAUUUUAGAUUUCGAGUUCAUACCCAUAGUCGUUCUGGGAAAAAUACCGCCACAAUCAACACUGAAUGCAUAAUAUCUUCGAUAAUCAUGGUGAUCAAGCAUAAGCGAACGCAAAUGGCCACUUACUCCGUAGAAGUUCUCGCUCUAUCCUAAAAAAUCCACAAUAAUCAUAGGGAAACACGUUUUCGAAUAUUCAAUCCGGUCGUCGUUUGCGUAGUUUUUAGUGCUUGGCCGUCGUGCUUCAGGCCUCUCGCGGGGAAGGGAAAGCGAGAAUUGUAGACCCAGAUAACAAAAAAAUAGAUCAUAGCGAGAAACGUAGAUCGUAGCGCGGGAAAUUGUAGACACAGGUAUAAC